Messenger RNA from Diorhabda sublineata, 2272 nucleotides. RefSeq names its product octopamine receptor (gene Oct-TyrR). The record is from RefSeq and is a predicted model, not a curated record. Lineage: Eukaryota; Metazoa; Arthropoda; Insecta; Coleoptera; Chrysomelidae. Gene Ontology annotation, molecular function: octopamine receptor activity. Gene Ontology annotation, biological process: adenylate cyclase-activating adrenergic receptor signaling pathway. Gene Ontology annotation, cellular component: membrane. The transcript has 4 exons. The coding region runs from base 372 to 1688 and encodes 438 amino acids.
AGUCACCGAAAGUCCGCGGCCAAACAGACAACGAAAACCCAUCGCGAUAUUUUCACUAUUUUCCUCGUGGUUUUUCAUGAUUCCGUAACCGAAAAAUUCGAUUUGAUCCGAAAAAAAUGAAGGAAGUUAUCGAAUUCGAUUUUUUUUGAAACAUUCCUCACCGAGAAAAUACUUUUUCCACAGUUGCUUACAUCGUGGAAGUUUGUAGUGUGAAAAAUGUGAAAAAAUAUGAUUUUUCCUAUUAUUAGGAAAACCGAAAAACGUUUCAAGUGUAAAACAAAAAAAUCGCGAUGAAUAUUUUAUUUACACCACCUUGUAUACAACAAACUAGAGAUCAGUGGCUGAAUGAUUCGUACGUAGCGCCGUAGACGAUGGGCGAUGAAAAUCCGUCGAAUUGUUCGGAGGAACCGUACGGCAAUUACAGCUCGAUAUUCGGUACGACGGACGUACCCGAAUGGGAAGCCAUACUAACCAUAGCCACGUUGACGUUCCUGAUACUUUUGACGAUAAUAGGAAACGUAUUAGUGAUACUGAGCGUUUUUACGUACAAACCUUUGAGGAUCGUCCAAAAUUUUUUCAUCAUAUCGUUGGCCGUAGCCGAUCUUACGGUAGCCGUAUUAGUUUUGCCUUUUAACGUAGCUUACGCCGUGUCCGGACGAUGGAUUUUCGGGAUUUACGUUUGCAAGAUGUGGUUGACGUCCGAUAUCCUGUGUUGUACGGCGUCUAUUUUGAACCUGUGCGCUAUAGCUUUAGAUCGAUUUUGGGCUAUAACCGAUCCGAUAAAUUACGCCCAAAAACGCACCGUCAAAAGGGUAUUAAUGAUGAUAGGGAUCGUUUGGGUAUUGUCUCUAAUAAUAAGCGUUCCGCCUCUGAUAGGCUGGAACGAUUGGCCGUCUCCCGAAAAGUUCGCCGAAGAGCAGGUUUGCGUUCUAACCAAACGACGUGGUUACGUCAUUUAUUCGUCGUCCGGAUCCUUUUUCAUCCCCCUAUUGAUCAUGACGAUUGUUUAUGUCGAAAUAUUCAUAGCGACGAAGAGGAGACUGCGAGAACGCGCCGCGGCGGCCAAAAUAAACGUAUCGAGAAACGAAAACGCCGCCGGCGGUAGGAAUUGGGAAAAUAGAGAUAGAGAAAGCGUCAGCAGCGAGACGAAUCAUAACGAACAUUCCGAAGAACGAAACAAAUCCGACGAUAAAUUGGUCAAAAAGAAAAAAGACGGUAAAACCAAUUUGAGGGCGGUGCUGGUGCACGAAGAUUCCCUGACGGAUUUCGGGGAAAAUUCCGAUAAAAAAAACGUCGAUAAGCCGGGCAAUCGCUCUUCUACGACUGUUAGUAUAACAACUUCGAAGCCCAGUCCUAAAGUUGCUCUGAUAGAAGGAGCCAAAAAACCGGGAUUCGUUUAUCAGUUUAUCGAGGAAAAACAGAAAAUUUCUUUGUCUAAGGAACGGAGAGCGGCUAGAACUUUGGGUAUAAUAAUGGGGGUGUUUGUCGUAUGUUGGGUACCGUUUUUUUUUAUGUACGUUAUCAUACCGUUUUGUUCGGUGUGUUGUCCUUCGAGGAGAUUCGUUAAUUUCAUCACUUGGUUAGGUUAUAUCAAUUCUUUUUUGAAUCCUAUCAUUUAUACUAUUUUCAAUAUUGAUUUCCGGAGGGCGUUCAGAAAAUUGUUGGGACUAGGAGGAUGGAAAACUUAAUUAUAAUAUUUGGAAAGUCUUAAAGGAUAUACAACUUUCAUUAGAAUCAUUUUUCAGUUUCUAAAUUGACGUUGACAUUGACGCAAGCUCUACCUUUAGACAUUUUGAUUAGUUUGAAGUUUUAGGUAUUUUCUGGACAAUUUUUGGGGUUGUAACAAAAAAAAAAACGAUUUUGGUUUUUGUUUAAAUCAAUUGAAAACGAAAAUUCUUCACUAUUUUUUUCUUUAAUGAAUCUUUUUAUCAUUUCAACUCCAAGUUUUAUGAAAUUCGCUUCUAAAUUCAUGUUGACAUUGACGUUGACAUUGACGCAAGCUCUACCUUUAGACAUUUUGAUUAGUUUGAUGUUUUGGGUAUUUUCUGGACAAUUUUUGGGGUUGUAACAAAAAAAAAACGAUUUUGGUUUGUGUUUAAAUGAAUUAAAAAAGAAUAUUCUUCUGUAUUUUUUUCUUUAACGAAUGUUUUUAUCAUUUCAACUCCAAGUUUUUAUAAUUCGCUUCUAAAUUCACGUUGACAUUGACGUUGACAUUGACGCAAGCUCUACCUUUAGACAUUUUGAUUAGUUUGAAGUUUUAGGUAUUUUCUGG